GCAAGCAUCAGACUCCCUCCAAAGCAGCUCCUCUUCUUCCUCCCAAUCACACUCCCUCGGAGAGGAGCGGCCAUGUCCGGGCGCGGCAAGGGCGGCAAGGGGCUGGGAAAGGGCGGCGCCAAGCGGCACCGGAAGGUCCUCCGCGACAACAUCCAGGGCAUCACCAAGCCGGCGAUCCGGAGGCUGGCCAGGAGGGGCGGCGUGAAGCGCAUCUCCGGCCUCAUCUACGAGGAGACCCGCGGCGUCCUCAAGAUCUUCCUCGAGAACGUCAUCCGCGACGCCGUCACCUACACCGAGCACGCCCGCCGCAAGACCGUCACCGCCAUGGACGUCGUCUACGCGCUCAAGCGCCAGGGCCGCACCCUCUACGGCUUCGGAGGCUAGAUGCGUGGUGUGCUGUGCUGGUGGCGGCCGUGUUUCUCUGUGUGAUUGUGCCGUGGUGGAUGGGAUGUACUCCCUGUCGUGCGUUUGUGUUCAGUAGUCUGUAAUACCAUUAUGCGUUCAAUGAAACUGUUCUGAUCCUGAUUUCUGACCAA
This is a messenger RNA of Triticum urartu, 536 nucleotides long. Its product is annotated as histone H4. Gene Ontology annotation, cellular component: nucleosome. The record is from RefSeq and is a predicted model, not a curated record. Gene Ontology annotation, molecular function: DNA binding; structural constituent of chromatin; protein heterodimerization activity. Lineage: Eukaryota; Viridiplantae; Streptophyta; Magnoliopsida; Poales; Poaceae.